This is a messenger RNA of Drosophila virilis, 2231 nucleotides long. RefSeq lists its product as uncharacterized. NCBI's taxonomy places the organism in Eukaryota, Metazoa, Arthropoda, Insecta, Diptera, Drosophilidae. The record is from RefSeq and is a predicted model, not a curated record.
AAGCUAACGAGAGACCAAUUAAUCACCCAGUGAGAGACCUAAUACUAAAUGUUAGUCUCUUUCCCCCAGUCUCACCUUUUAUUCAGAAUUAAUCCACGUCUCAUUCUCGUCCAGGGUUACUUUUUCUUUUGCAAACAAAGGAAUGAGAAAACCUGAAGGGAGCUGAGCUUGGCUUGUCAACACACGUUAUCUCUAAGGCUCACUGUUCUGUUCCUUGUCAGCUUUUUAUACAGGGAGCUUAAAAGUGUGAUCCGACUGAAAAAAGGCUGUCAAAAUGCAGAUACUAUUUGGUGGAUAAAGUGACUGUGCUUUGUUCAAAUAGCGAGGGUGACGACAAUGAUAUCAAGAGCAUGGCAAAAAUGUCAAGAAACUGCAAGCGACAAGCGUUGCGCGAGCCGUUCGCGUUGCUGAGGCCAAUUGCAGACCACGCACCGAACUGCAUCGGGCAGAUGGAGAGCCCAACACGUAUUGUUGCUGGUCACCAGCGGCCAGACAAAUUUCAUCCGGUCGAGCAAGGGCAACGAAUCGCCUGCAGCCGGGCAUCAGAACAAACGCCACCAGUUCCGGCCGCAUGUUUGGGCUGCGAAUGCGACUGUACAAAAUAUAUCCGAACGUCAGCGAAACAUCCAAUACCCACAGCCCUGCUGAUGCGUUACAUGAAGCGGGAAAUGGAGCAAGGCGGCGUCAUAAACAAACUGUACGGCAUCAAUUUCUAUAACAACUCCCAGCCGCAGUGCGAAUGCGUCCAGCCGGAUGCGGAGGCGGUGCUCAUCCAGCUGCGCACGCUACUGUCGCCGCACGGCCCGGCGACGGCAGCAGAGCAACAGCACUUAAUGGAGCAUGUGGAGCAGCUGUUGUUGCUGCCGCCGGAGCGACUGGCGCUGGUGCUGGAGCAGUGCUUUCUGUGCGGAAUGCUAAGCGCCGCACAGUUGCGCCGGCUGCAGCAGCUGCUGCCGAUGCACAAUGCGCUGAUGAGAUUCUUUAGGCGCUUGGUAUCGGAGCUGCCGCAUUUCCAUUACGAUAUGUCGCUGGCCGAGCAUGUGGAGCUGCUGCAGCUGUGUCUGAUGCUGCACGAUACGAAUGCCAGGCCGCAGGCACGUCGCCUGCUGGCAGCGACCAUGAAGCACAUGUGCCGGCUGCAGCAAACGCAGCUGAUGCAGUUCCUCGAUCAACUGAAUCCUGCACAGCUGCAGCGGCUGUGCCAGCACCUAAAAUAUAGCUACAUACGCAUAUCCGGCCGGCAGCUGCAGCAAUUGCUGCACACAACGUUCCAUGUGCUGAAAUUGAAGCCCGGCCUCAGGCUGCAUCACUGCGACAAGCAGCUACUGUUCGAGCUGGUCAGCAUGCCGGCGGAGGAGCCGUUGACCAUAAAACAGCGACAGUUUCUGCAAUCGCUGCUCGAUCAUUUGCUGCCCAUGAUCAAGGCCGAGCAAUUGCUCUGGCUGCAGGAUCUCAAUCUGAACAAUACACGAUUGCGUCGCUUUCAUCUAAUGCUCCACAAUCCGGCCCUGCUCUGUGAUCUGCAGCAGAUGAAGCAGCUCUAUAGGCAUCUGCAGCAGCUCUGCCAAUAUCGUUGCAUCUAUGCCUAGCCAGCCGCAUUGAAGGCUUGGAUCGAUUAGUGACUCAGCAUCUUUCCAGCUCCUUCAUUAGCUUAUGUAUUACCGUAGGGUAACUCCAAAAGAAAUUCCGCAUCAUCUUAGGCUUGAUCUUGAUAGAGUCAAGUGACUAGUCGAACUCUCCAUAAGGAGUUAACUGAUUAGGAAUUCUACCUAAGGCUAACUUGGCGUACUUGUAGCUCUUUUGAUUUUGGUUCGAGCGGUCUAUGAUAAAAUGAAUUUCCUGCUCCGGUUCAUCGCCAUUCUACAUUCAUCUUCAAUUCGAAAGCAAACUUAAGGAACGGCAACAUUCUGUUACUUUCUUUAUGAAAUUGUCAGUACGGAUUGUUGGCAUAUUUAAAUAUACGGAUCGAAAGCUGCCAUAGAAUAAUUGGUUGUAUAUGUGUGGAGAAACUUUGUUGUUUAUGAAGUUAUCGAGAUAUCUAGUUUUAUCGGACUACUAUAUCAUAUAGAUGCAUGCAGGAAAUGCAUGCCGACAAGGGCAUUGAGUCUUCGGUGUGCUGUACACUCCUGUAAACUGUACAGUGGCGAGUGAGAAGCAAGAGAAGUUCGAUCAUAUCUGGAACUGUAAGCGAAAAUAAAACGUGCGCACUUUUUACUAUUUUCAUCGAAGUA